AUCUUAACAUGGCUUCUCAUUCCAUCAAGAUUCUACCUACUUCCCAAAGGACCUAUCAAGUGCUUGGAUGUAAUAUAUGGCAAUUCCACUUUGCCGUGUUAGUCAUUGGCACUCAUAGAAGACUUGCCACAUAUGCUUAUAAGCCUGGCGUCUUAACAUAUUCAUAGGAUAUUAUGUAGACUUUGCCUGUGAGAUCUAUAAAGACUUCAAGCUUAUGUUGGCCGCUUGUAUACUUCGUGUCUAUGAACCAGUUCACCGUAUCUCAUCAAAGGGUACUCAACAUCAGAAUCAAAAGGAUGUUUGCCGUUUUCACUGGAGUUGACAACAAUACAAACCCGUAUUAACGGUUUACCUGUGUAUUGACGUAUAAGGUUGUCUGGAACUACAACUGAGAUCUUUCCCGGCUUAAGUCCCAGCUACGCCCAGGAAGGGUCAAAAUCGAUCUCAACGGCUUUGUCAUCGUCCAAUAAUUUCAGCCGCAAAACCACAUGGAUACCCAGCCGCAGCCCAGCCGCGAGGGGCAGGGAAACCCUCAAAAUGAACGGGAUAAAAAGUUUAUUGAUCUGAGUUCUAUUUGUCUCACACAAGAUGACAUUGACCUACCUCUUCCACUAACUCCAACAGAAGAAGAGCCAUAUUCGCCCAUCGUUGAUGAUCCUGUUACCCAACCCAUUUCCGGUACUUCAUUAAACGAAGAGCAUCGACUUUGCCUCGCCGAAAUGGAGAGCGCUCGUGACAAGACUGAUCCGCCUCCUCUGAGCCAGAAGGUUGUCCUGGACUUCCUUCUCGCCGUCUGGGACCUAGUUGUGCUCUUCCUCUCCCCUGGCCCGGUCCAUGGCUUAAUUGCCAUGCUCAUCGCGGCUUUCUGGAUUUCGUGGCUCGGGCCUUUCGCUGUGAUCAUCGCCUUCAUUCUCACCCGCCACUGGCUGGUGAUAUCCACGCGUCAUUCUCAUGCCGCCACCUAUGGAGCCUGGCCUUCAACAAUGGACGCAUCAUGUCCGCAUUACUCCUUGAUUGUCUGUGGAUCGGGUGGCCACACGGGAGAGAUGAUUCGUAUGGUUGAACGUAGUAUCCGACCAGACGAGCUCUCUCACCGACGAUGGGCCAUCGGCUAUGGUGACCAAAUGAGCUACGACAAGGUCAUGGAAUUUGAGCAUUCCCUCGUACGCAAGUUUGGACAGCGACACAAGAUUGGCACCUUCGACAUCGAAUUCUUCCAUCGACCUCGUGCCGUUCACCAGAGCUGGCUGACAACCCCGUUCACCGCGCUCGUCUCCCUUGUCGAGAUCUUCAAGAUCAUGACUACCGCCCCCGGCCGCCACACGGCGACAGGAUCCCGGUAUCCCGGCGUGGUCGCUACUGACGGCCCCGGCGCUGGAUUCAUGUUCCUCCUAGCCGCCCACUGGCUCAAGAUGACCUUCGUCGUCCCCGACGAUUUCGUGAAGACCAUCUUCGUCGAGAGUUGGGCUCGUGUCAAGUCGCUGAGCAUGUCCGGCAAGUUAAUUAAGCAUUUCACUUUGGCCGACGUGUUCAUCGUUCAGUACGAGGGUAUUCUCCGCCGUCUUAGCCCCAACGAAUAUUAUAACCGCAACUUUGUUGUAAUGCCGGGCCUCCACAACCGUGCUCCAAAGCGUGGUAACCGGGCCUCGUAAGGUAAACUGGCAAUUAGCGCGGAUUAUUUGUGGGAAAAUUCUUCGGUCACGGCUACAUGGUUUAAGGUUCUUCAUGCUCAUGGUGAGACUUAUGGGUUAAAGUGUCCAUGAUGAUCGAAACAGGGGCUACGUUGCAUCACGUUGCAUUUUGCUUCAUCUCAGGCUGAGAAGACACACCUCAGCGUAGAUGAUAGCAUGAGCUCAUAUGAGGGAACGAGAAAGGAGCUUUUUGCCUUCCAUGAUGAUGAGCCCAGUGACCUCACGAAAGAAGGCAUGAUUCCAAUGGCCAAAAGCUUGAUUCAUAGUUGCAAUGAAUAACAAGAAGUACAUGAAAAUAUCUUACCGUAAGAGGGCUG
Molecule: messenger RNA, 2008 nt
Organism: Annulohypoxylon truncatum
Lineage: Eukaryota; Fungi; Ascomycota; Sordariomycetes; Xylariales; Hypoxylaceae
Product: glycosyltransferase family 1 protein
Exons: 4
Coding region: 489-1652 (387 amino acids)
Biological process (GO): dolichol-linked oligosaccharide biosynthetic process
Cellular component (GO): UDP-N-acetylglucosamine transferase complex
Source: RefSeq, a predicted model, not a curated record